AAAAAAUCAUAUAUCAUAUGUGACAGGGACACGAAAAAAUUGAACCCCUUAUUUCUGGAAUAACCCAUGGUAUAAAUGUCUUGAAAUCUUGUUUUACUUUCAUCAUUCUCUGUUGUUAGAAUUCGGUCGUGGAUGGUGUAUACAGUGAGUUUCGAGGGCUAAUGGUUGAUCAAGAAGACACAAACGGUGUCACUCAAAGGAAACCUUGGUUGGAAAUUGUACAUACAAAGUCAUUCAGUAACGGCGUGGCACGCAGUCACUUUAAGGAUUACUCAGCGUUGUCUUUUGGUAUGUAGGUUUUCCCAGUCAGCUGCAAGAUCGGUGCUAAAGAAACUCAAGCGCUGCAUACAAAGUAAACGGCGAAAUGAUGAUGUUAGAAAUCCUUUCAUUUAACACACUAAUGUAUAGCAAAGAAAGUGCAGAGUGGCCAAACUGACAACACCGACGAAUUCGAGAACAAAAUCAGGACGCUGAUAGAAUGAGAAUCGGGACGGAAAAAAGACAACAAAUGCAAAAUUAGGAUGUGGAAAAUAACCACAAAUGCAAAACCGGUACAAUAGAAGGGAGAUAAAAGUACUAAGUAUUAUAAUAUUUCAAAAAUACUCGGAUUUGUCUCUCCCUGGCCUAAAUUUCCUCUUUAACAUUGAGGGGAUAAUUGCAGCCACCUGUCAAAAUCACAGGGCGCCCUCUACAACUCCGUCGUCCUCGGUAUUUCCGUAAGCGUAGUUUGCUCACCACUGUAUAUAACCAGACGACAGCGCCAAUUUUGAUGAGCAUCGCUCCCUGAUAAUUACAACACUGAGAAACGAAAACAGAAAACGAGUGGAUCCUAAUUUAUACCGUGUCCACUCACUGAAGCAACGCUGUUCCUCAGAUUUCGGUUGACAUGCAUGAAAAUGAUGCACACCCGCGUCAAGUUUGGUUGCCUUUUCGUUUUUUUUCUCCGAUAGUCUAUUUCAAGUUAUCAAUUGCCCAGCUUCAAUCAUCGCAGCAUUUCGGGAGAGGGGGGGGGGCGCCAAUGAUGUGAAGUGAAAACUUAGUGAUGUGAUGGCAAUCGUCGCGGAUGAGUCAUUUGCCGUCUGCCAUUCCUGGACGAAUGAAAUAAGCCUCUCGUCAUUUCAGACCAGAGCGGGGCUUAUCUCGGAAACCUAAACCGUUGGCCGUUUGAAUAAUGUGUUCGGAGCCUUCAGUCGCUCCCGGCAGUUUGGGAUAGGUUCUGUCUUUAUCGUCAAUUCGCUGCAUGUAUGCAACUUUAUUGGUCGCAACAAAAUGGCCGACAUCAAUUAAAUUACGAGUAGAAUGUAAACAACCAAAAAUAAAUAUUCAAAUUAUGGGCUAGUGAGAUGCCGCAAUAAAUUUUCAAUUAAUAUGCGGGACAAACACUGAGUCACGCCAAAUGCACCUUAACUGGCAAAAAACUUGCCUCUUGCACGUGGUUAUAACAUAUGAACGCGUUUAGUACUUGCACCAUAUGGUCAUGCAGAACAAGCAGCAAUUAACGUGUUGGCUUCAAGGAUGGAAAACGCAACACGCAUACGCAAAGAGUAGGGAGGUCACUGUUGCCGCCGGCUCGACGUGACACGCGUAAAAGUGACUGCGCAUUCCUUGCACGUGAGUACAUUUCAAGCGGGCUAGUUACUUGCGUAAAAAUCAUCAAAAAGCGAACUUGGAUUUCGUUCUGAUCGCGGGCUUUGCAGAGUGGGUCGUGCGAAUGGUUCAAUAGAAGUGCGGGGUUUUAUACCCAGCAUAUUUUUUUUCGGUCAAUAAGUCGCCCACAGAAUUUUUAUCAUCGGGUCUGUGAUGGUUAUUUCUCUAAACGAAGAGGCUAUGACAUCAGUACUUUUGAUUUGAUUAAGUAACCGUGAUCAGGAUGGAAGGAAAAGAGAAAUGUGACCGCAGCGGCGCGGUAGAGGGGAAGUACUACUCAGAUGACCAGUGAAACUUCGCUGUGUGUGAAAAAAAAUCAUCACUCCAUCGUGCAUGCACUCACUAGACUGCGCCACAGGCAUGACGGCACGCCCAUCACGUGGAUAUACCAUGAAUAAUAAUACCAGAGCAGUGACAUAUCUGUAACAAUUUUUUUUGUGUAAAACAAACCACGCAACCAAUGAGUAAGUCCACAAGUUCAUGUACAGGUGCAUGCAUUCUCGCCACUCCAAUCAUCUGAAAUCGACCCAGAACCUGCGACACCAGAUGACCCUUACACUGAACAACACGUCACGGAGAGGGUUGCACAGACGACACGCAACAAGUGUGUUGAUAAAACCCGACACGGUGCACGUUCAGCAACAGACUGUGGCGUGAUGCGCGGACGAUAGAAGCUUCCCAACAUAACAAUAUCUUGCUGGUACUUUUGUGCAUCAGUAAACAAGUGGACUCUUGAACACCGCUGCGUUAGACUGAGAAUUUGUUGUUCAGGUGUACACUGCUCACGUUUACUGCACUCCAGCCACACGGGCAUGGGGGGUUAGUGCUUCUCAAUCACGUAUGUACGUUCGCUAACACCAUCCAAAUCCGUUGAGCGGGUUCACUGGAGUGCAUCCCUAUUCACAGUCACCGAUUGUGUGUGUGUGUACAAACAGCUACCCCAAUCACAGGAGCCUGAAUAGAAGUUGUGUUGAACACCAACAGAGCCGUGCAUAAUACAAACCAGGUUGUCAUUCCAUAAGACCGCGUGCGAUGAUGGCUUCACACUGUGAAGUGGCAAUGGAAACACAGCUUGGCCGGCGCAACGCCUUAUAAAUCACUGGUGACCUUGCUCGAUAUGUUGGCCCCAGAGGACGUUGUUACGAUGAUGCUACUCGACGGUGUUUGCCUGUAGCAUGCGACAUAAUAAAGUUGGAACUGCUGGAAAAUGAGCAGAGUUUUGUCGAAUGAGUGGCCCCCUCUCCGUCACACAACGCCCCCUUUCCUGGACCCGGAUAUAAAUACGAGAGACGUGGCCGACUUCAGUGCAUGCGACAAGGAAGUUAGACUGCUUGAUUGUGCAGGGGACAACGUAGGAAGGAUUGCCAGCCGUGGGAGCCAUCUCUGUACUUGGCAGUUACCUCGGGACAAACUCAGCAGUACAGGCUCUGCUGAUGAUACGCGUAGCACGAGUAACAGCACUAUCAGCGGCUGUGCUAGGAGUUGUGGUAUCAGUGACGGCGGUGGUACUGGGGAUCAUCCUCGGCAAAUCACGGCGAGGCAUGAUUGGAACGCGAGGAACGGAGGCCAGCGUGAGGGAGCAUCGCCAGGAGGAGACUUGCCGUCAGACGAUAGUAUCGGGCAUCAUCAGACGAUACCGUCCGCUGUGUCUGGUAUCAGCCAUGCGGAAUCGGGUUAUGUCAAUGUCUCGUCAUCUCAUUUGUCUUCACUGAUUGGAGGUAAACAGGACGCAGACAUACUAGAACUGUACGGCUUGAUAGCUACUAACACGAUGGAGACCAGUAGUUCUAGGAGGCACAAUUCCCGCCCUAAUAACCAGGCGGAUUAUGUGUAUCAUCCUCGGCAGAAUGGAAUAUUAGACGAGGAAGAUGAGUACGAAGAUUAUGUUGACUCUGACAGAGACGAGGAUAGUUUGGUCCACCUUCACCUUAGGGCCCAGCAUGAGCAAGACUUGACGGCCAUGUUCCAGCCCAACGUGCAAUGCCUGGACUCGUCAAUGUAUGAAACAUACGAUGACUUAUCCUCCCUACUGGGAGCCGAACUGUCAGGGGACGUGUUUCCUGCUAGCGAGCAGCUGAACGCAAACAAUUCCAGCUCCGCAUCCAGCUGUCGUACACUCGACUUGCGAGUUGCGAAUUUAAACACACGGCUGGCCAAGUCUACAGAAUCCAUCCCCACGACCGUGGAUUCGGAGAGACGGAAACGUUCUGCAAGCGAUAGCGAGCCGCUGCAGCGAUCGCGUAGCUUGGAGAGUUUAAACUUUUUGCGGGGCACUUCAUCGUCAGUGGCGCCGUUAUCCGACCGUGCGCCAUCAGCACGAACGGAGGCGGUAAAUAAUAAUAAUAAUGCAAGCAGCGAGAGUAAUGCAUGCAGGUCGGCGACACGGAGCGCCUGCGCGAAGCGCAGGUUAAUUACGACGGAUGCGAGCGUGCGAGAGGGAGACGAUAUCAAAGAAGAGGUCACAAUAGAGCAGGGAGACGUUGAACGGACACUCGUAGAACGAUCAUUCGCUGAGGAGGUGCGACUGUGUGCCCUCCCUGUUUACAUCCCACCUGCCGUCGAUAGAAUGUAUCAUCAGCACCAACGGGUGCCCUCACCCCUCAUCGAGAUGGAUGAAGACGAAGAGGAGGAGGAUGAGAUAGGUAGACGGACACAAGGGAGCAAAGGAACGGAGAAGACGAAGAAUAAGGAGGUUAUCGGCGUUAAUGAGGACAAAGCAGCACCGCCAAAGCCGCGACGUGGUGAAGAGCGUAGCAUCCCAUCCGGGGAAGGCACAGCCAAUGAAGUGAUCAGGAGAGCGUCAUCUUUAACAUCGUCAUCCUCCCCCGCGGAGAACACUGCAACUGUAAAAGAUACCAUGGAGCAGAAAUCGAAGGAGCACGGAACAAAUGAUAAACACCGCACAGGUGAUGCUGACACGGGAUCCAAUAUGGCGGCCGCCAAUGUGAACGUGCCGCAGAUAAUAGAGACCCUCGUGGAGAGCGAUGAUGACCACGAAGGGGAAAGGAUAGUCCUCCAACUCCAGUCCCGUCUUAGUGCUGUGGAACAACUUGCCCAAGAUCUCUCAGAGCAGAACGCCAAACUCCAGGAGGAGCUGACCGAGAUGCGCCUGGAAGUUGAGGAGUCAACGGAUAAGUUCCGGGAGGGAGGGGAAAUUGAGGAAUACCGAGAAAUGAAGAUGGAGCUCGACCGAGCUGUACGAGACUGCCGCAUCCUCCAGUUCCGCCUUCGGAAAGCCGAAAGGAAGGUCGAGGAGUAUGAACAGGAGCGCACUCAGUGGGAGGACCGCCUGAGGACCACCCCGGUUGGUAUCCCCGCCCCCUCGGCCAACUCCUCUCGGAGUUCUGGGGACUCCUCCCCAGCCGAGGAUGCUCGGCUUGGUGAGGUUGCCGAGCUACAGCAGGAGCUGAGAACGGCCAAGGAUGUGUCUAUAAGGCUACACCAAGAACUGGAGAUGAUCGAGGAGAAGCGGGCCAAGACGGAGGACGAGUGCCAGAUAUUGAGGAGGAAGCUCGUGGACUCGGAAAAUACCCGCAAGGAGAUGAAGAGAGAGUUGGAAAAAACGCGUAUCGAGCUUCAUAGGAGCGAAGUCGAUGUCAUUCGGCGCAAACUGAAGCAAUCGCAAGAUGAAGAAUCAUCAAAGAAACUUCAGACCAAGAUCGAGGUCCUGCGUGCCUCAACGUCGUCGGACUCGGACAGUGAUAUCGACGUGGCGGCGCUGCUGAACGACUUGCAGGAGUCCACGGAGCGGGAGCGCGACCUGCAGCACCAGUUGCAGCUGCUGGAGGAAGAGGCUAACGCUGUUCGCAAAAACUUGGCCCUGGUGGAGCAGGAGAAGGAGGCGCUAGACUUCGAAUUAGAGAGAUUCAAGAUGAGAUUUGGAACCUUAGACGAACCAAAGAAACCGGAGAACGGCCGCGGGGCGUCCACGGAGAAAGAGGCAGAGCUACGACUGCAGCUGAUGUUGGUGGAGCAGGAGGCAACGGUCAUGCGCAGGAAGAUGAGGGAGCUGGAGAUGGCCAAUGAGGAGCUGGAGUGCGCCCUCGAGCGGCAAAGGAGGUCCUUGCAGUCUGCCGGUGAUGAGCCAUCAGGCAAAACAAGAGCUUCGACGGGAGGUGAUGAGAAAUCCAGUGACAGUGCCCAGGAAAUAGCCGCCGAGUCUAGCGCCCUCCAGCGGCAGCUGGAGGACGUGCUCCGGGAGAACGAGGCCCUCCGCGUCAAACUGGAGACCUUUGAGGAGCUCAACGCCUUGUACCCUCAGCCGGAUGAUGCCAACCGAGGAGCCGCGGAAGAUUCAGAGGAGCGCCGGGCCCAACGAAUGAAAGCCGAGACGGUGAUAGCAUCCCUCAAACGGCGCCUAGUGGAGGCCGAAUUCGAGAACAGAAGCCUGCAGCUGGAAACCGAGAGCCUGCGCAAGCUCAGUGAGAUCGCCACCGCCAAGGAGCCUGGGAAGGGCAAGGUCAAAGGUGUCGAGCACAAACUGCGGUCGCAGAUCGCUUUGCUGAAAACCGAGGCGGACUCCAUGAGAAGGAAGAUCGUAGGGCUGGAGGAGCUUACUGAGCGGCUAGAGGAGGCCGCAGAAAGGGCACUGACGGAGAAAGUGUCGGCUGAGAAGGCCUUGGCGGCUACGGAGAAGGAACGGAAGCCUGAGCCGGUGAUCAGGCAGGAGUCGACGUCAUCUACGACGUCAGAGGACAAUGAACGUCUGCAGAGCUUACAAAGUCAGAUCGGGACGCUACAAGAGGAGCUAGGGGACCUUUUACUUGUCAUCAAGAGCAAAGAGGUGACCCAGGAACAGCAGGAGAAGGAGCUAGUCCAGGUGCGCCAAGAGGCCGAGCAGCUCCGCACCGACAAUGCCAGCCUCAAGGAGACCCUCAAGCAGCGCCUCGGCAGCCUCACCACCGACAAGGACAUCUUGGAGCAGCGCCUCAGCAUCUCUGAGGAGCGUUCGGAGAGACUGGAGGAGGAGCUUAAGCGCGCCUGUGCCCUGGCCGAGCCGGGCGGAGACGGGCCGCAGGCAGGCAUGGUGGCAGGGGAAAAACCAGCGGUUGCAAGGAGCGAGGUGGCCUCAGAUGACGUGUUUGCCGAGCAGGAGGUUAAAACUGAAGUGCGAGUGAAUUAUGAGAAGUGUCUCAAGGACCGCAUCUCCGCCCUGGAGACGCAGCUUGCCGAGGAGAGACAGAGAUGCCGCGUUGCCGAGAAGAAGGCCGAGAUGCUGAACGGGGGGUCAUCCUCCGGGGUCGACGAUGAGGGCGGGCUUCAGGUUAGCCAGUCUGAAGAUGCCGCCUACAGGGAGCGUGAGAAAGAACUGCUCCGAUUCGAGUUGACGGAGUGCCAUCUAGCGAUUGAUGACCUGACGACUGAGCUAGCACGGGAGAAGGAACGCUUCGCCCAAGAGAAGGAAGAGAUGGAACGCCGCUUGGCUGAGUACGCUAAGAAAUUCACCUCCCCCACCCCUCUUGUCUCACCACCAUCACCACCACCACGAACACCACUCCCUCCACCCGCCGCACCAACCCAAACACAGACCUUGGACGAGAAGGACCGGGCCGAGAAGCGGUCCGUCUUCGAGCGGGAGAGCGCUGACCUCCAGAAAAAGAUGGAGACGAUGGCCUGGCGCAGGGAGAAGGCCGAACUGUCCAAGAGGCUGGACGAGCUCAAACGGAAGAUGGAGGAGUUGCAGACGCGACCUGACGUAGCGGCCACUGCAACGGCUGGAAAAGAGGUGUCCAAGUCGCAACCGUCCGAACGACCGGAUGCCGAAAAGGCUGAACUCAAGCGAAUCUUGAGUAAGUUGGAGACGGAAGUGGAAAUCCUGGACGGUGAAUGCUGGAAGUACAGGGAGCUGGCCGAAGAGAUGCAGGCCAAGAUGAAAGUGAUGACAGCGCAGACCGAGGAACUAAAAGCGUCCAACGACAUCCUGAACCAAGAACGAUCUCUGCUCCACAGCAAGAUCUCUGCUGUCCAACAGGAGCGGACCGAACUGGACAUCCGCCUGAAGAAAGAGCGCGAGGCCUGGGGAAGAGAGAAGAGCGACCUAGUGGCGAGACAGGACAUCCAGCAACAGGAGAACGCCCGAAAGCUCAGUGAUAUACAGCACGAAUUCGGCCAGUUUCAACUCGAAAAGCAAACCCUCCAGGAGCAGACUGUGGAGCUGGAAACAUACAUGAAAGCCCUGAAGGACAACGAGAAGGAACGAGAGGAGAAGCUCCGGGAGGCGGAGACCAGACUGGAGCACCUACAGGCAUCCUAUCGGGCAGAAAUGUCCAAACUCACCGAGGCGCACCAGCAGCAGCUCAGCCUCAGCGCCUCGGAGGGGCGGGUGGAGCUGGACGAGAAAGACCUGGAGCUGCGCAGCAAGACCCGGCAGCUGGAAGAGGUGCAGGCCAAAGUGGAGCUCAUGGAGCAGGAGCUGGAGCAGAGCCGGAACACCAUACACGCCCUAGACGCGCAGCUCCGCGCGCAGGAGGACUCGCGCAGCAAAGAGAAGGCCGAGCUGAUCAAGAGCGCCCGCAACGGCGAGGAUGAGUUGCGGACGGAGAACACCCGGCUGGCCAACGAGAUGCGAGAGCUAAAGAGCAAGCUGGCCAGUCGGGAGAAGGACUGGAAGGCUGAGCGGGGCGAGCUGCAGGAGGCUCUGGAGAAGCUGAAGUCCAGCCUGAAAGCCAGGGAUGCCUCCUGGGAGAGUGAUCGGUCCAAGCUGGUGGCCAACAUCAAGUCGCUGCAAACUUCACUGCUGACACGGGAAGACGCCUGGAAAGCCGAGAGGUCCGACUUGAUCAGCAACUUAAACGAGCUUAGAGGCAAACUCAGAGAGGCGCAGACGAGUGCUGAGAAGAGAUCAGCCGAUCUGAUGUCUAGGGUAGAGGCAGCAACAGAGCUUGUGGAGACGCAUAAAGUCAGCGAGGCGAAGUUCAAAGACGAGAGAAGACGUCUGCUAAAGCAGAUCGAAGACAAGGAGAUAGUUGUGAAAAACUCCUCUAAGGAGUUAGAGCGCCUCCAGCGUCAGCUCGACAAUCAAUCGCGCCGAAUCGAGAAUGCCCGCCUCGAGAUUCAGUCGCAGUUCCAUAGGGACGAGAAAAUCUGGAAGGCCGAAAUAGCCGCCAGCCGCUUCAAGCUGGAGGCCGAGACUAAGUACUUCAAGGAGGAGCUGAUCCGACUCCAGUGCAGACUGGAGAGCGAGACUAAAGAGAAGUCGGAUAUGGAGAAAGAUCUGCACAUGGCAAAGAAGGAGAUGACGGUGCAGAAGGCGAUCGCUGAGCGCGCUGAAGCGGACAAGACGGCGGCCAGACAAACGGCUGAAAAAGAGUCUCUCUCGGCCAAGAGGUCCAAGCAGCUAGCGGAUGAACUCCAGCGAGACAGGCGGGAGCUGAGUGGCCAAUUGGCAGCCGAGAGGGAACGCUGCGACGCCUUGCAGAGGAGCUACGCCAACGAGAAGGCGUCGUGGGACGUCAAGAAGAACGAGCUUCUAGCGAAAAUAGGAAAGCUUGAGCAGCAGACUAAACUUAAGAAGGUCAAACUGGAAGAGCUCCAGGUUCGCCUCCAGGCGGCCUGGGACAUCGAGCGGGCCGACAACCGACGACUUGUGGCCGAGGCUAACCAGAACUCCUUGGAGACCCGGCGGCAGGCCGACGCUCGCCACGGCAAGAUUCAGCGCGAGCUGGACGUGGCUCAGGAGAAGCUCGCCAAGGAAAAGAAAGAAUGGGAAGACGAUAGACAGAAACUCUCGGACUCCAUCAAAGAGCUUGAGGAGCAGUUGGAGGCAAUAAAAGAUGUGCAGAAGCGAAGCAGCCAAUUGGAGUUGCGGUACCAGCGAGACAGGGACCUUUGGCGUAGUGAGAGGGCAGACUUGCAAAAACGACUGCAGGGGAGUCUAACCUCGCGGAGGCUGGAACACAAUAGGAUUGAGAACAUUAUACAGGAGCUGCAAAAGUUACGGAUGAAUGAUUCUGCCACAAAGCAGGUAUCAAGUAAGAGUGAUACACCCUCAAGUCCUAGCCCUUCCCAUUCAACAGAACCGCUAACUAAAGGACUUCAGGAAUUGAGUAUAAAGGAAAAUAGAACAUCCAGUGAGAAAGGUGGCCCACCCAAAACGGAAAAGAGCGACCUCGUGCGUCGAAUGCAAGAAAAGGUGCCAGAGCAUGACGGGAAAGAUAGGAUUGCCCAUGCGCAAGAAGUGCCUGACGUCAUCAAAGCAUCAGAUAGCAUGACGGCUAAGAACGCAUUUGACGAGGCCCUCCGACGAAUCGCAAUUGUUCGGGAUGAUCUAACCUGUUAUCAGGCGCAACUAGAGAUAGUGUGUGCUACACGCCCAAGAAGGUCCAAGUCACACUCAGACGUCGCGCAUGCAGCUUCCGUUGUCAAAUAUUCCAAGCCCGUGUGCCAGCGAGCCAAACAGUACGAAGACAGCACUUCGGAUACCACUUCCAUUCAAAUCAUUACCACGGAGAGGCCACCUGUUGAGGGCAGUAAACGUGAUGACCGCCCCCACACGCGGAGCGCUGAGGUACUCACUUCCUCGUCGCCCAAACCGCGCAGGAAGCGAUCUCCCGAGAAGCAGGCCCGGGCUCAGACUCCUGAGCCCAAGACAUCUUCGAUGCGGGUGCAGCUGGCGCAGCGGAUGUGUUCAACCCCUAGUCCGCCCGAUCUACGGACUGCUUCUCCCGUGAAGGACGAGGAUGAUAGCGAACACGGAAGCAGCUGUAACAGCAACACCAACUCGGCGUCCUCGUCCCCCGCGCUGAGUGACAAGCAGCGCGAUGCACCACCGGCCAAAAUUACCGCCAAGCCGGUGCUGACGAAGUUCGGCCGAUUCGACGGCCAGGGGCUGCUCCGUGAAACGGACCGGAAAUCCUCGCCCGUGUCCUCGGACUCCGAGGUGAAACUUGAGGCGGACCUGGAGAAGCGAAUGGCUGAGUUGGACAAAAACAGGGUGACGUCGACGAAGAAGAUGUUUGAGCAGAACCUGGCGCGGGGAGCUGGGACGCUGCCGAGCCGCGCCCUGUCGCCGAGGCGGGAACACGACGAUUCCUCUGAUCACGACAGCGAUCGAGAGCGCCACACGGACAGCGAACUAUACACACGUCGCAGCCCACCAACCUCAGAACCAGAUAUCACCAAGCCCUCCGUUGUGAAAGACAGUGCGCCCCCUCCUGUCGUGACUAUGAAAGGUGUUGGGGCCAGUGCUCCGUGUGGCCUUGAUUCCCAAAGUGCUAGGAACACGACUACCUCGAAAGCAAGCGUGCAUGCUCAGAGUCAGGAACUUAUCUCCCCGAGUGCUUCCAAACCAAACAGUAAUACAGUCCCGGUGAAAGCCAGCAGCUCAGUCCCGGGCAUCAAAGGUCCGAGCCCUGUCGGGUCGCCUAGACUGCCCCGCUCGGUGUCCAACUACCCCUGUGCCCCUCCGGGUUUCCUGCUACCAAAGAAAAUGAACGAGGUCCAUGCAACGACCAAACGGUCCGACAGCGCUCCUGCCACGACCCCAGCCCAGUCUCCCCCGCCGACCUGGAGACACUCGGCUGCCUCGGGGAAGAAUUUCAACAUCCCCCUGCCGCCCUACCCGCAAACUGCCAUGCAGAGUGCUGAGCCUCUCGCGGUCAUUCCCGGUCAGUUGCCACGGACUAAGAGCCAAAUGCAAGCCAAAACUAGACCAUUUUCCGAGGUCCCACUACAACACCUGGGCCAGACCAGCGAGGUGGAGUCCCCGACGACAAGACGCAAGUGGGUGUCUCCUCGCUCAGCCAGGGCCAACUUCUUUGCAGACCUGCCCCCGAGUCUGCUCAUGCAACAGCAGCAGACCAUCAAACCCAUCACGGAAAGUAGCACCGCCGGCCGUGAACCCAAUAACAACAAUAACAACCCCUACCACCGACCGUCACAACUCACCGUCUCAGUGACGAACAACAACGAAACGGUUGCUGGGGCUGCGGCAAGCCAGUCUAGUCCCCAGACCCACUCCCCUCCCUCUAAGAGUUCUGUUUGGAGCGCUGCACCGGCCGUGUCACUCACUCAGCACCACUCCCAGAUUAAAACUGAGGAGCACAGCCACAAAAUUGUUGAGACUCAAGUGACGAGUUUGAAGCGUCCAUCUGCCGCUGUCUCCCCAACUCCUAGAGCAUCUGCCCAGCCUGACUGCGGAUCCCCUCAAACCAAAACAUCUAUCGCGUCCAAGCACAAGAAACGGUCCAAGUCAGGUGAUCGUUCUCACGCUACGCCUGCGCGGAGUGUGACCUUUGCCACCUCCGCCAGUCCCUCCAGCCCCACCAGCCCCCCCAAGCCGAACACCACCUGUGUAAUGGUGGUAUCGUCCAAGAAAACAGUGAAUCAAGUGGAGACGUGCCGUGUGGUUAGCUCUUCCACUGGUGACAAAGGGGUGUCAGAUGUGGAAAAACAGCCAGGGAAAGCAAGUCAAGAGGCUCCCCUGAAACCUGCCCCUACAGCCUCCCUUGACGAAAUGUUGCCGAGCCAAGUCGGCAUCAUUCCAGCCCUCACGGUGCACUUCCCCCGGCCCUCUCCUAACCCCGGCCGCCGCUUGCCGGCGCGCUGGCUGGCCAGCAAACGCUUGAAGACCGGCCUGGAUGCCCAGGCGUCGUUCUACCAGGAACGACUUCCGUCGGGGUCGUCGGUGUCCGACUACGACCUGACAACGGAACAAGAGAUGGGCUUGGUAUCAGCAGCAGAGGAUGGACAUUUUAAGAGGAAAAGGUCCAGCAUUGAAACAACGGUCUGAUUCCAAGAUUCAUUCCACAGAUUAGAUUUAUUAUUUAACAUCACUUCCACUUCCUAGUACCUAUUCUAAUUACGCGUAGUUACAAUUUAAUUGUAUGAAUUAAAAGAAGUUAUUCUCAUAUCCAGUUCGUAACUGUACAUCAUAAUUAUGUUUGGCAUAACACAAUAUAUUUGGUUCCGAAAACAACCAUGAUAAUAAGUCAAUAUUUCGGUCACUUUAACGAGGUCAUCUUGGGGAGUCUUUUGGAGAUAUCUGUUCGUUUAACACUAUUGCACUUACUGCGGAAUGCACCAUGGAACUUCAGUACUCAUUCUAUAACCGGUUUGGACUUGAGGAAAAACGGAGUCCUUGGACCUAUCGCGUAUGUCUCCUUGUAUACAAGUUGAAAGCUCAUGAGUCGGCAUUUCAGAAAGUCCGAAUAUUCGAUGGCAUCUUAAAGGCCAGUUCAUACAACAGAGGAAUGUGAAAACGAAGCGAAUUCCUUUUUUACCAUUACAUUUGCAGCCAAAGAUCCUUCGAGUUGAAAUGUAUUCAACUUGUGCGAGUUUGCAGCGCGAAUAAUGAUUUGACGUCAAAAAAUAAUUCGUGAUUGGGUUCGCUCUUGCACCAAGUGUAACCCGGCUCUAAUGCUGUCCAAUCAACUAGGACGUAGUACGUUUUCUGCCUCUCCCUGCUUAAGUCACAAACCUAAAUUUGCAAACGUGCAGGUUUUACACAGAGAUAAAACGUAGGAUAUCAACUGAAGGAGUUGGUUUAGAUUAAUGGGGAUAGAAGAAAGCAGGAAUAGGAAAGGUCCGGGGUCUGUGGUCAACGAUGGGCCCUUCAUUUGAGGAAAGAACAUGUCUGAACAUAGAGCUGUGUUCCUAGCUUUAUAGUCUGAAUAAGACGAGUGUCAUUUUGGUGGUACGAAAUUUGACUGAAGCGGGGCGCAAUUCUCCGCCUCGUUCUAGGAAAAAAGCUCGACGAACUAUUCGAAUUAAAUGAACGUUCCUUGUUUAUUUUGUUGUGUUAGAAAUAAGCGGGAGUAUGAAGGAUACAAUCUACACAAACCUUGAGUUACUCACGGUUCGGUAACACUCUCACCAAUCUACCUGUAGGCCUAAGCCUUCAAUUCCCAAAUUACAUAAAUUGUGACUACGCCCUCUUACGGCCAAAGAUGCACCACUAUCACUACAGAUAUCAAGCAAACUGCAAAACUGUAGUGUUAGAUUAGCACCCUGUAUUCAUAUAGUAGAAGACUCCACUGAUGUCCUGGGUGGAGACCGAGGGUGUUAAAGUGACACCAGUUUUUGCAGUAUAUGGAACCCUGCAUGGCCAACAGGAUCCUUUUUUGUUUGAAAUCCGUAUUGCAAAAACACCUUAAUAUUGCGUCUACUAUAUUGGACAUAAACCUUGCCAAAAUAUGGAAGUGUGAAUCGGGAAAACGAUGUUUGUAAUUUUCUUACUUUUAUAGAACAUACUUUUGAUGCCAAAACAUUUUGAUAGCAUACACAAAGCCUUACAAAUUACUGUUGAAUGUUGAGUACGUAAUCAUAAUGAUAAAUUUUCUAGUGUUGUUUCUUUACAGGGUAUUUAGUUGUAUGCUUCGAAAUGUUAUGAAAUGUCAUGUAUAAAGGUACUCUAUGCUACCGUAAGAAAGCUUUCCUGUCUUAUAUACAAAACUGCGAAGAAACGAGCUAUUUCCUCCAAUACGUAUAACCCACAAUACAUGCGGCAGUUUUUGUCAGUUUUGAACAGUGUGUGAACGGCAUAACCUAACUGACUGGUAAGCAGUGGCGUAGCUAGGAUUUUACUAGUGGUUGGCACAAAGGGGGCACCAGCAUCUUGAGGGGGGCACCAGCUUUCAGUGGUGUGGCUUUUAGGGGCAAGUUUUUGUUAGCCUUGUUCAAUAUCCGUUCAUCCGUUUUAUUUCAGGGGGAACCCCCCCCCGUGGCUAUGCCACUGUUGGUGAGAUGCCCAUGACCCCCGGCAAAUUACAUUUUAUUUGCUGUUGGCCAGUCAAACCACCAGAGCCGAAGUCACGUUGCGUCUUCUAGUAACCCAUGUGUUGCUGAAGUUAUGCAUGAAGACAACGAAGAGUGUGUAUGUAUGGGAUACUCAUGUUGAGAUAUGAGUGAUACGACCUUGUAAUCCACGAGGUCAAAGGAACAUUACCCAUCUAUGUUCAAUUUGUACAUCAUGUUUUGUUUUUGCGCUUGGGGAAAAAUCCAAGAAGACAAUUUUACCAGUACGAUCAUUUUUAUAUGAAUUUUCGUUGGGGUAAAAAAAAAUCCCAAGCACUUUUCCAUUCUCUAUCGUGAAUCAUCCGAUUCUAUCUUAUUGUAAUUUACAAUGUAUGCGGAAAGUGAUUCGGCAAAGACCUGUUUGAUAGUGAAUGUUAUUUCCAAUGUAUAAACGACAAAGUCGAAGCAUGCAGUAAGCUAUAAAAUCCUUUCAAGUAUAAACAACAAACGUAUUUACAAUUGUAUAUGACACUGUUUAGAACUAGUGCAGAAGUUUCCACAAAAAGCCAACUUCCCAGAAAAUGUUUUCCUGAACAGCGCCAGCUUGUGGCUUUUUAUGGAAACGACGCCCUCUACUGAUCAACAAUUUAUCUCGUCACGAAGAACAAGGCCAUCUUGUUUCGCUCGUCGCCCAAGGAGUGGCAAAUGCGCUCCACAAAUUUUGUGAAGAAAAUAUGUCACAGCUAUGGGUGAGCAAAGCAUUGUGGGUAACUUGCUGUCCUGAUCCACGCAUGUGUAUUCAGUGCGCAAGUCUCACGUACACUUCGUCGUGUGGAAGUGAACAUGAACUCUACCCAAAGCGUGCUCAUCGAAAUAUAGGUCAUGCACUUGCCCUUUCCAGCGCCCUGUAAGGGCGGUUGGUGACGAGCGAAUCAGUUCAUUUGGAGAAAGAGCUGCAUGUCCCUAUUUCAUUGCUUUCGCAUGUCGUCACUUCAAAGCCUAUUACAAUAAAACAGUACAUACAGUAAAUAUUUUUGGCUCGAGUAUUAUUCGAAGGAAUAAUGUCAUAUGAGUUGUGACCCAUACUCUUUGAAUUAUCUGGAAGCUGUACCCGUUUGAACGUGUGCUGCAAGUACCCAGGUUUUGAACUGAUAUUAUUCUAGUGUAUUAUAAUUCUCCGAGCAUUUUGAUAUUUUACGUUUAUGUUAUUUAACCGAAAGUAUUAUUUUGGCGUUUUAGUAAAAUCUUAUUUAACAGUUAUUGUAUUGCCUAUGAUGCUGUAUUAUGCAGAAUAAUUUAGUGACUAUUAAACAGAAUGUGUAGGAGGUUUGCUUUAUACUCUCACGAUGAACAUCUAACAAAAGAAGUACGAUGGAAUAACAAUGGACGUUGAUUGUAAGGGCACUGCGUUUCUUUUGUUAAAUGUUCGUAGUGUCUACGGACGAAUUUUUAACAGAUGUCAUUGUUUCUUCCGAAACUGUUGCAUGUCUGUUGUCUCUUUUUGAGGAAUUAAACGAACAUGGCGCCAAAUGUCAAAAA
This is a messenger RNA of Acanthaster planci (crown-of-thorns starfish), 15858 nucleotides long. RefSeq lists its product as uncharacterized. Lineage: Eukaryota; Metazoa; Echinodermata; Asteroidea; Valvatida; Acanthasteridae. The record is from RefSeq and is a predicted model, not a curated record.